This is a messenger RNA of Gymnogyps californianus (California condor), 506 nucleotides long. RefSeq names its product NDUFA4 mitochondrial complex associated (gene COXFA4). The transcript has 4 exons. The coding region runs from base 94 to 342 and encodes 82 amino acids. Lineage: Eukaryota; Metazoa; Chordata; Aves; Accipitriformes; Cathartidae. The record is from RefSeq and is a predicted model, not a curated record.
CCUCGGGUGACAUUGGGCCUCGGCAGCUGAAGGGGGAGGACGGGCUCCGGAGCCUGGUAGAGAGCGAGACCUUCGCCUGCGCCCGCUGCCGCCAUGUUUCGCGUUAUGGUCACCCACGCCAAGAAGCACCCCAGCUUGAUACCUCUGUUUUUGAUCAUUGGAUCUGGAGGUGUUGGCGCAGCUCUAUAUCUCAUGCGUUUGGCAGUGUUCAACCCUGAUGUCUGCUGGGACAAGAAAAAUAAUCCAGAACCUUGGAACAAACUGUCUCCUAGCGACCAGUACAAGUUCUACUCGGUUAAUGUAGACUACAGUAGACUGAAAAAGGACCGUCCUGACUUCUGAACAACACGCUCAUCUCCAUAAGCUGCACAGAAAGGUCUUCCGGAAGCCGUCCGCACAAUUGUCAUGCUUAGUCAUCCAGGAAAUAAUCAAACUUGCCUCAUGCUGCACUUGGUCAUGUGUUUGAAAGUGUUUUGAUGAGGCUUAAUAAAAGUCUGAAACUUGAA